AUGUCUCUUCCUCAAUCUUUCAUUAACAAGAAAAAGCUUAUAUUAAGCAAACUUGCUGUCCCCACAGACGAGUACGAUGAUCUAUCACCCAAAGGCUCCGUAGACGAAGGCAUCCGGGAAUUAAUCGAUGAAAUUAAUUCUCUGGCAGGUUGCGUCACGACUAGUAGUUGCGCUGGGCGAGUGAGCGUAUUCUUGGAGGGAAAGAAGAACUUUGGAGAAGAGAACAGGAAACAGGUGCAGGAUGAAUCGGGGGUUGAUUAUACUCCAGAUGUGAGAGCUGAGAAAACUGCGGGAUUUGGAGGGAAAGGAGGUGGGGGAAGAUGGUUAUAUGUAUCUCACGAAGCGAUAGAUGAUGAGGUACUAGGCAAGCGGGAAGCUGGAGGGUCUCUCUGCGAGUUGCUGGGUAUGAAGGUCGAUGAUUGUGAUACCGCAUCUACUCUUGCCGAGAGCAAGACCACGGAAUUACGGCAUAUCCAUUUCAAAUUCGAGCCGAUGAUUCUCCAUGUUCUCACAGCAUCCUUAGAGCAAGCGCAAAAAGUCUUAUCAGCUGCGCUACAAGCCGGUUUUCGGGAAAGUGGUGCAUUGAACCUGAUCUCUACUACCUCGGAGCCAGCAACUCCUAUGGUAGGAAUAAGAUGCAUGGGCCUCACGCUCGAAUCAAUAAUUGGUGUAUAUCAUGAGAUACUUGAUCAGGGGGUUUGCCUUGUUGAUAACGAACAGCUUGGUACAUUGAUGAGAAUUUCGAUUGAGAGAUUUGAGGAGAACACAAAGAGGAUUGCGAGGUUUAGAGUAUUACUAGAAGAGGCCAUGAAUCCCGUGGAGAAGAAGAGGAUGGGAGAAAAUGGAGAGGAUUGGGAGGAUCCUCAACUUAGAAAGGAGCGAAAACGUGCGGAGGGAUUGAGGAGAGCUCAAGAAUUGAAGGAGGAGAAAGAGAGGAGUGAAGAAAUGGGGAAUCAGGACUCCGAGAAGUUUCCACUAGAUCUAACAUCAGCAGACUGUAGUGAAAUCAAAAUCUGA
Molecule: messenger RNA, 1017 nt
Organism: Sclerotinia borealis F-4128
Lineage: Eukaryota; Fungi; Ascomycota; Leotiomycetes; Helotiales; Sclerotiniaceae
Source: the annotation of a GenBank genome assembly